AGGGAAAGGAGAGGUCACCACAGAGAGAGAAGGCAAGGAAGGCCGGAGGAGCCUCGCAUCGCAGCUGCAGCAGAGAUCUCCCUCUCUUGCGCGCGCGCCUUCUCCCACCUCCCUCUCCUACGCGUCCAAGCGGGCUCGAGCUAGACGAAGGCGCGCGGAGCCGAGGUGUAAUGCGUGGUUAUGGGGCUGCAAGGGGAUAAGGCGACGCACGACUUCCUCUCGCUCUACAGCGCCGCCAAGGACUCGGCCCUGCCGCUGCUGCCGCCGGAAUCCAAGCCGCCGCCUCCCUCUCAUCAAGGUUUCUUCCUCAAGACGCACGACUUCCUGCAGCCGCUGGAGAGGCCGUCGUCGCAGUCGCCGCCGCCGCUGCCGUCGCGACCCGCCGCGGAGAAGCAGCUCCGCCAGCACGCGCUGCCCGGCGGCAUCGGCACGUUCAGCAUCAGCCGCGCCGCCGCCGCCGCCGCGGACCAGCCCGGCGCGGCCGUCAAGCAGGAGCAGCCGCCCUUCGCGGUCUGGGGCCAGCCGGACCCUCGAGGUCACCCGUGGUCGCUCCCCUUCGCCGCGCGCUGCGUCGCCGUCGCCUCCGCCAGGCCGCAGCCACAGCAGCAGCCGCAGAGGCAACCGGAGCGGAAGGCGGGUGGUGGCUUCAUGGACGCCGGCUCCAGAUCCAGCGGUGGGGCGGGCUUCGACGACGACGACGGCCUCGCCGCUCGCCGCGAGGUCUCCUCCUCGCUCAAAGAACUCUCUGUCAGGGUGGAGACCAAGGGUGGAAGCUGCAGUGGCAGCGCUGGGACGGACCAGCUGCCCAACACGCCACGCUCCAAGCACUCCGCCACGGAGCAGCGCAGGCGCAGCAAGAUCAAUGACAGAUUUCAGAUACUUAGAGAAAUUUUGCCGCAAAAUGAUCAAAAGCGAGACAAAGCAUCAUUUCUCUUAGAGGUUAUUGAAUACAUACGGUUUUUGCAAGAAAAAGUACAAAAGUACGAGGUUUCACAUCCAGAGUGGAACCAAGAAAAUGCAAAGAUCAUGCCAUGGUCUAACAUCUACUUUCGAUCUUCCUGGAAAAAUUCACAGAACAAGGACGAGAUUAAUGGAGAUAUGGUCUCCUCCGAUCCAACACAAGUUACAAAAAAUGGCUCCUCCCCACGUUUCCCUUUUGCUGCAAAGACUGAGGACCAUAACAAUGCAGGUGCAUUUGAAACUGCCCCGGGCGCACAGGAACUGGCAGAACUAAAGGGUUGUGUGCCUUUCAAGCAGGCUGAAACUCCCAAUAAUGUUACAAACACUGUUGCAUCCCAGCAACAAGCGCAAUUGACAAAUUCAUCACCAUCAGACGACAGUGCAGUACCCAACGGAAUGUUAAACAACCCAGAAUUGGCAAUAGAUGAAGGGACCAUCAGCUUGUCGAGCCAAUAUUCCCAAGGGUUGCUUACUACGUUGAAUCUUGCCCUGCAAAACUCGGGUGUAGAUUUGUCCCAAGCUAGCAUCUCGGUGCAGAUCAAUCUUGGUAAGCGGGCUACCAAGAGAUCUGCUCCCGUGUCAAACUCAACCUCGAAGGAUCUCAUCAACCAAGCGUCUCGUGAUCAAGAGAUCGGGCACCAGCUAAGGUCAGGGGAUGGCGCUAGAGAACAUACGCAGGCAACCAAGCGGCAUAAAUCAGACAGAUAACAGCCGCUGGGGAUGCUCAUUUGCAGAAGCCCGGAUAAUUGGAUCCAUUUUUUGCGCUCCCCCCUAACACACAAGGGGAGCCUCCAUGCAGCCUGUACACUGCGCUUCCCGUACCGUCUAGACACAGGACUAUGCUGCUGCCUGCUGCAUUCUUUCAUUCGAUCGCGUCGCUGCUCUAGCCUUGGGCUGCUUGCUUCCCGAAAGCUUCCAUCGCAGAUUGUGAAGCUGCUUUUGUUCAUAGUAGGCUUCCAUUCAUAUGAGAAGUUCAUUCGGUUCGUCCCCAUUCUGACGGACCCACCCUCUUGUAACAUAAUUUGAUGCUCAGUUCCGUCAUCGCUGUGCAGCUGCUUCAAAGUGAAACAUCAAUGUGUUGUACCCUUGUGCGCA
This is a messenger RNA of Setaria italica (foxtail millet), 2055 nucleotides long. Its product is annotated as transcription factor BIM1. Lineage: Eukaryota; Viridiplantae; Streptophyta; Magnoliopsida; Poales; Poaceae. Gene Ontology annotation, biological process: DNA-templated transcription. The record is from RefSeq and is a predicted model, not a curated record. The transcript has 11 exons. Gene Ontology annotation, molecular function: protein dimerization activity; DNA-binding transcription factor activity. The coding region runs from base 181 to 1668 and encodes 495 amino acids.